Trichosurus vulpecula (common brushtail) is the source of this 1604-nucleotide messenger RNA. It is a transcript of the gene FYRD1, whose product is annotated as transforming growth factor beta regulator 1. The record is from RefSeq and is a predicted model, not a curated record. Gene Ontology annotation, biological process: regulation of cell cycle. Lineage: Eukaryota; Metazoa; Chordata; Mammalia; Diprotodontia; Phalangeridae. Bases 166 to 1401 code for a protein of 411 amino acids. The transcript has 9 exons. Gene Ontology annotation, cellular component: nucleus.
CGUAUAGCGGGCUUGGGCAGCUGUCGCCGGCCCCUCGCGGCCUCUCUGAACUCAGAACCGGCGAGCCGUUCUCUCCUCUUCCUCUCGGGAGCAGGAGCCGAUGCCGCGAGCCCAGGGGGGGCCUCCAGAGCGCGCUUCCUGGAGCCCCGGCGGCCGGGCCGGGUCAUGAGCCUCCUGGGCGGCUUCGCCUCCUCUCCUCUGUCCCCGCUGCAAGCGAGCAAGCCCAGGAUGAAAAAGCCCCCAAAGAAGAGUCAGAACGAGAAGUACCGGCUGAAGUACCUCCGGCUGCGGAAGGCAGCCAAGGCCACCGUGUUUGAAAAUGCAGCUAUUUGUGAUGAAAUUGCCCGACUUGAGGAAAAGUUUAUCAAAGCAAAAGAAGAAAGAAGGUACCUCCUGAAAAAACUACUCCAGCUGCAGACUCUGACUGAAGGGGAGACCCAGACUGUAGCAACCACCCACAGUUCUAACCUGCCGUUGAGUUAUGGUGUGGCCACUUCCGUGGGUCCCAUUCAAGGAGCCGGACCUGUUCCUGUAUCUAGCUCUGUGGUCGAAGAACCAUUUGGGAAGAAACCCAAGAAGGAAAAAAAAGAAAAAGGAAAAGAAAACAACAAAAUGGAAGUUCUGAAGAAAGCAUCCAAGAAAAAGAAAAUGGAGGGAGGUGCUCGCAAGCUGGUUCAGCCCAUUGCCCUGGAUCCCUCAGGACGGCCUGUGUUUCCCAUCGGACUAGGGGGUCUAACAGUUUAUAGCCUAGGGGAGAUCAUCACUGAUCGACCUGGCUUCCAUGAUGAGGGCGCUAUCUACCCUGUGGGUUUCUGCAGUACCCGAGUGUAUGCCAGCAUGAAGUGCCCGGACCAGAAGUGUUUGUACACCUGUCAAAUCAAGGAUGGUGGUAUGCAGCCCCAGUUUGAGAUUGUGCCUGAGGAUGACCCUGAGAAUGCCAUUGUGGGCUCUUCUGCAAAUGCCUGUCAUGCUGAACUACUCAAGACUAUCGGUGCAGCUCGGGGGAAACUGCUUCCCAAUGUGCUUCCAUCUGGAGCUGAUUUCUUUGGGUUUUCUCAUCCAACCAUCCACAACCUGAUCCAGAGUUGUCCAGGAGCUCGGAAGUGUAUCAAUUACCAGUGGGUGAAGUUUGAUGUGUGUAAACCUGGGGAUGGUCAGAUCCCCCAGGAGCUGCCAGACAAUGAUGCAACUGUGAGCUUUGAGGCCUUUCAGAGACAAGCUUUUGAAGAAGAUCAUAGUGAUCCCAUUCUACCAGGAUCUCUGGAUCUCCCAGGGCUCCAGCCUGCAUCAUUUGUGUCAUCCUAUCAGCCCAUGUUCCUGACACAUGAGCCCCUGCCAGCCACUCACCUGCAGCACAUUAAGUCUCCAUCCCAGUGCAGCCCAGCCCAGUCCUCAGACUGAACAAGGCAACAAAGACUACACCAGGCUUAUCAUGGUGAAAUUGUUAAGAUAAAACUUAGAACAUAUGAAAGUAGCAGAACCCAGCCACGAAGAUGGAAGCAUUGAUAUCCUGUAUCAUUGCAUCUUAGAAGAUCUCUUGGCAAUGAUUUUCCCUGGUAAAGACUUUGGCUGUUUUUAUCUUUUGUAAUAAAAUUUUCUUGUCA